Molecule: messenger RNA, 1386 nt
Organism: Peniophora sp. CBMAI 1063
Lineage: Eukaryota; Fungi; Basidiomycota; Agaricomycetes; Russulales; Peniophoraceae
Source: the annotation of a GenBank genome assembly
AUGCCAGCCGAGCGACGGAAGCGCUUGACGGUCGCACGGUCGCACGUACAUCCUCUCACCCGGCCGGUACAGUCGCCACGGAGGAAGCGAGCAGGCGCCUCCCGUGACGAAACGACAGCCGUCGACCGAGGCCUCGUGCGCACGAGAGUAACCCUGCUCGAUGCUACCGGACAAAAGCAUUCGUACACGCUGUCGUCGGAAGUUGUGGAUCUUUUGUACUUCGUCACAGAACGCCAUCGCAUCUUCCGGGAGCGUCUCGAGGGCAAGCCAGCGCCCUGGACGAAAGACGUCCUACUUCAACAGAGGCACUUCACAAAUGUCUUUCGCGUACUGGACAGGUGCUCUCAGUACUGUCUGAGCCAUGUCAUCAGAGAGGGUCCAGCCGUAUUCAAGGAGCAAGUGUUCCGAGUCGUGGCCUACAGCAUACUGGGAUUCAACCCGGUAACAUACGGAUAUCUGGAGAAGACAUUCGGAUCUCCAUUAUUGUUGGAGAGUUAUGACGAGCACGCAUGGACCCGAGCAUUGAGUUCUAUAAAUUUCUCAAUUGGUCGGGGCGCCUAUCAGAUACCUGCGCCUACCGUCGACCAAAUCGGAGAAGGCACCUACUGCGCUCGCUUGGUCCGGCUCGUUAGCCUGAUGGUGAAGUCUGAAGUCGACUUGGCUCUGGAAGGAUGCAAACACCUUCGCGACUUGCACAUCAUCAUCUCCAGCUACCCGUCGAUGACUGCCUUUCUGGGUUAUCAGGUGGUUUUGAACCUGAACAUGAUCCCAGCACUUUCCUGCCCAGAAGAUUGGGCACAGCCGGGACCUGGAGCAGUGAAGGGCUUGAGGGCGAUAUUUGGAGAUGACCUUGGCACUCAAAUGAUGGUGCCGGCAAUGGAGUGGCUGCGCAAGCACUUUUCGGAACUGGCGAUUGAGGCCGGUUACCCGAUGCGCCAAGUUCCCGCGCUCAAGGCUGACUCUCCCGGGUUCACCCUCUGCGACAUCGAGCACCUGCUGUGCGAGUUUCACAAAUACCGUUCUGCACCGAGCGAUGGCAAGGGAUGUCGCCGGUAUGAAGGAUCAAUAUCCACUGUCACCGUCCCCGUCACCGAGCACCUCCCCAAGAACUGGGUCCACCAUGAUCUGGCUUGCCAACGACGUGAUGACUCUUAUGCUUUCCCGCCUGCCGACGAGGAUGAGGAGUACAUGCCGUUGAGCGUCCUGGAGGAAAAGUAUCCCGGAACGCCUAACCAUCAGUAUCGGGUCCGCUGGGAUGGUUACCCACCCGAAUUCGACACUUGGGAACCUGCGAAAUCUCUAUCAGAGAGCUCGCCGACGGUGGUGGGGUGCUUCAGAAAGAGGAUAGACAAGGUUGCAAUGAUGCUCUCGGAGUAUACGUCGUAG